GAGACGUGACGUUUUGGAGGCAAAACAAAUGUCCCCUGAGACGAAGCGUUGGUUAGUGGUCGAUAAUGUGUUCUACAUGUGUUUAUACACACUUUCCAGAGCGCGUUUAAUAAAUAUGCAGCGCAUCUGACCAUGUUAAGAAGGUCAAACGUGUAUUUAGCCACAUGGAGACCAAAGCCUCUGUGUUACUGAACGCUGUUCCUCCUUACGGACACGUUAUCGCAGGCGAGAAAUGGAGAAACUCGUCUCUCAUUCAAAGCUUGAAGGGUGGAGGCGUGAAAAUCCUCUUUGAGAAUGAGCUCGCUGUGGCAGAUUUCCACCUUCCUAACAAAAGCUGCAUCCUGUAUGUGUCUGAGUGCGACGUUAUAGCAGGAAGCAGCUACAAGAGGAAGCUGGUUCGCUACAGAAAUGCCAGCAGCAGUUUCCAGAAGCUGGUGUUGGUGGAAAACACCAGACUGAGUGAGCAGUACUUCUCUGCUGUGCAGAAGUUUGUGGUGUUUGACCUCGGCCUGACUUUGCUGCCGGUCGGCGGGCAGACGGAGGCCUCACAGCUCAUCACUCAAAUUGUCCACAGGGACGGCAGAGAGAACCCCUUCAGGAGGGCGAGUUCCUCUCGGCUGUUGGACCCAGUGGUCCUGGCUGUGGUCCAGCAGGUCCCCGGGGUGGGCAGGGUAAAAGCUCUGGCCCUGCUGCAUCACUUCUCCAGCAUCCAGCAGCUCUGCGAGGCUGCCCCCGCCGAGAUGGAGCCCAUUGUAGGUCAGGCAGCUGCUCAGCAAAUCCACAGCUUCUUCCACAAACCCAAUGCUGCUGGAACAUGAAGGGGGUCCGCAGGCCUCUGCUCUGGGUCUUUGUUUAACCAGGGAGGUUUGGACUUAAAGGUACUAGUUACCUUUUUCUUUGCUACUGAAACUUGGCUUAAUUCUGUUUUCACUGGUUGGUGGUUCGACACUAAAAACACUUUGGCUCUCGUGGACACUAACUCUGUAUUUGCUCUUGGGCUGUCAGCAAAUAGCGACUAAGCUCUCUUUGAAAUCUGCACUUUUGGAUCAAUAGAUAAUAAAUAAAUAUGAGUCAUUUUUUCAUUC
Toxotes jaculatrix (banded archerfish) is the source of this 1085-nucleotide messenger RNA. RefSeq names its product FA core complex associated protein 24 (gene faap24). Gene Ontology annotation, molecular function: chromatin binding. The coding region runs from base 165 to 818 and encodes 217 amino acids. Gene Ontology annotation, biological process: interstrand cross-link repair. Gene Ontology annotation, cellular component: Fanconi anaemia nuclear complex. The transcript has 4 exons. NCBI's taxonomy places the organism in Eukaryota, Metazoa, Chordata, Actinopteri, Toxotidae. The record is from RefSeq and is a predicted model, not a curated record.